AAGGAUAGUUAAUGUUUAUGAUUAAUUUUCACUAAAUUAUUUUCCCUUUUCCAACAAAUCUAUUAAUAAUUAGCUUUAACUCUCAUUAAAAUAAACUAAUCGCGAUUAAAUUGACCUCCAUCUUAUCCAGCAGCUGAUUUAAAUUGGAUUAACGAUUUAAUCAUAAUCUUUUUUAUUUCUUGUGUCAAGUCAACAUUUUUGGUUUGUUUGUUUAUCCUUUUAAUUGUUUUCUUAACAAGGUAAUUGUUUUACUCUUAAUUAUUACCUUCCUGAUUGUUGAAAAUUUACUUGUGAUCAGAUUAAAUUGUCGACCUGAACUCGUGGUCUCACCUCGUUGAUUGAUCUUCACAUCAAGUUUAAUUGAUAUUUGGUAAAGUUAAUUAGUCCAAUUGGUUGAAUAAGAUGAGCGAAAACAUGGAACUUACCGAUGGACAAAGAAGAACCUUAGAAGAUGAUGUGAACAAAGAAAAGGACAGAUACCUACGAAUGGAUCUUCAAUCGAAGAGGAAAAUUUAUUCUUGCGGAAGUAAAUUCGUUGAACUAUCGAGCAUCACAUCGUGGACAUUGUAUGCACUCGCAAAUCACAUCUCUAAACCAUCAAAUGAACUAUAUAAAUACAACGAAAAUAUCAACAACAAAGUUUCCUUGUUCAUUGGCGAUAUAACAACUCUUGAAAUUGACUGUAUAGUUAAUGCGGCCAACAAAAAACUUGCCGGUGGCGGUGGUGUUGAUGGUGCCAUUCAUAAAGCCGCUGGUAUCGAUUCUUUAAAACGUGAAUGUAAACUACUAAAUGGUUGUCCCACCGGAGAAGCAAAAAUCACCGGUGGUUACAGAUUACCAGCUAAAUAUAUCAUUCACACUGUUGGACCAAUUGGUGAGAAACCUGAUCUAUUGCGAAGCUGUUACACUAAUUGUUGUGAACUAAUGAAGAGUAACAAUUUAAAAAGUAUCGCAUUCCCUUGUAUCUCAACUGGAGUUUAUCAAUAUCCUAAUAAGAAAGCAGCUGAAGUCGCAUUAGGAGCUGUUCGUGAAUGGCUGGAUAAGGAGGUCGAUUAUGUCCAAUCGAUAGACCGAAUCAUUUUCUGUCUCUUCAUGGAAGCGGACAUCGAAGCCUACCGAAAGCUGAUGCCUCACUUUUUCCCCACAAAAGUGGCCACCGCAGUCCCGUCAUCUGCCCCCGCCGAGUAGCAACAAUUUCCCACAAAACUGGUGAUCAAUUGACUCCAUUGUUAUUGAUCAACUGAUCAUUUCCUUUUCUCUAAUUGUUAUUAUCCAAAAAUUUUGAUCUGAUUCUCAUCUUUAUAACCCAAUUAGUUAAUCAUUUCCAUCAACAAUUUGCAACAAAUAAACUUCAAAUGGGAGAUAAUUUUUGUUUUCAUUUUAAA
This is a messenger RNA of Panonychus citri (citrus red mite), 1385 nucleotides long. RefSeq names its product macro domain-containing protein CT2219-like. The transcript has 4 exons. Gene Ontology annotation, molecular function: ADP-ribosylglutamate-[protein] hydrolase activity. Lineage: Eukaryota; Metazoa; Arthropoda; Arachnida; Trombidiformes; Tetranychidae. Gene Ontology annotation, cellular component: nucleoplasm. Bases 403 to 1188 code for a protein of 261 amino acids. Gene Ontology annotation, biological process: DNA damage response; peptidyl-glutamate ADP-deribosylation; purine nucleoside metabolic process. The record is from RefSeq and is a predicted model, not a curated record.